This is a messenger RNA of Aphanomyces astaci, 1679 nucleotides long. RefSeq lists its product as hypothetical. The transcript is spliced from 2 exons. The record is from RefSeq and is a predicted model, not a curated record. Lineage: Eukaryota; Oomycota; Saprolegniomycetes; Saprolegniales; Verrucalvaceae. The coding region runs from base 267 to 1544 and encodes 425 amino acids.
CUCGCCAAGCCCAGUCUUCCAUAUUUCUUUUAACUAGUUAGUAUAAGCUAGAGUGAAGAGAUCCUCUCUACCCGGUAGAUGCAGCUUUGUAAAGCUGCAAACUGGAAUGCCAAGCCCCACUUUCCAACUUACUACCGUAGCCGCCGCAACCUCGAUACCAUACGACCUUUCGCCGAAAGAUACCCAUCUUCAACAUACUUAUUGUAUUUCAGCCAAUCAAACACAAGCUCCCCUGCAAAUUUGGUUUAUUGGCAGCGACAACAAUCAUGCAGCAUCGGGUGGCGGAUGUGGUUGUCAUCGGAGGUGGACCUGCCGGCGUUUUCUGCGCGCAAGCCAUCAAACAGUUGAUGCCUCGCAAUACCCGCGUGGUCGUGCUAGAAGCCACUAAGGAAUUGCUCAAGAAGGUCAAGAUCUCCGGCGGAGGUCGAUGCAAUGUCACGCAUGCGCGGGGUAAGUUCUCGGUCGGGGACCUCGUGCAGCAAUACCCACGUGGCAACAAGUCGCUGGUGGGCCAACUCACCCGUUUUGGAGUCGACGAGUCCCACGCGUGGUUUGAAGACCGCGGCGUGAAGUUGCACACGGAACCCGACGGGCGGGUAUUUCCUGCCACGAAUUCCAGCGCCACGAUCGUGAAUGCGUUGCUGUUUGCCGCGAAGGACGUCGAGAUUGAAACGCGGACGAGAGUAACCGACUUGGCGCAAACGCCUGACGGACAGUUUGAAGUCACUGCUACGCACAAAGUGUCGGACGAAGAGCGACGGUGGACGGCGUCGUGUGUGGUCGUCGCGGGCGGGUCGUCCGUGCCGCUGUGGACCCUGGUAAAGUCUGCGUUCGCCAUCGCCAUUGAGCCUCCUGUGCCGUCGCUUUUUACAUUUCAAAUCGACAACGACCCUCGGCUGGAUGGACUGGCUGGGAUUUCCGUCGACCCCGCACGAGUAACCCUGCCCACAGCCAAGAAAUUGAAGCCAGUGACUGGGCCAGUCCUGAUCACACACAACGGACUGAGUGGGCCGGCUAUCCUAAGGCAAAGUGCCUUUGCCGCCAUUCCCAUGCAUGCUGCCAACUACAAAUUGCCAGUGCAAAUCGAUUGGACAGGAGGGCGGUGGCGCCUCCACGAGGUCGUGCAGCUUCUGAAAGACCAGAGACUAGCAGCUCCCCAGCGCAACCUGAGGUCGGUGUGCCCCCUCUUAGCGGACGGCAAGCCCCUGCUGCCCCAGCGGCUGUGGAGCCGCCUUGCGCUCGACUCGGACGUUCAAUGGUCCAAUGCGUCCAACGACACAGUGCAGUCCAUAGCGGAGAACGUGCUGCAGUCGACCUUUCUCACGUCUGGAAAAGCCACGUUCAAAGAAGAAUUCGUCACGGCGGGCGGCGUGCAGCUGAAUCAACUCACUAAAAACCUCGAGGCCAAAAUGGUGCCCCGGCUGUACUUUGUGGGCGAAUUUCUCAACGUGGACGGGGUCACGGGCGGGUUCAACUUUACAGCGUGUUGGAGCUCCGCCAUGGUUGUCGCCCAACACAUUGCAUCGCGAUUUGUUCGGCGAUAACGUUACUACAUGCAUUCCCACGAUACAUAUGUUCAUAUAUUCGAUGGACGAUUCAGUGGAGAAAGAGGGGCGGCUUACUGUUUCUGUAGCUUGCCCAACCCGAUGCGGAGAAAGCAAGCAUGUGUGCACAUCAUG